CCCGGGGUGAGGGCGGUGGAGCUCUAGGAGCGUGCGCACGGCCCGCCCCGGGCGCGGGCGGAGGUGAGAAGGAGGGGUGAGCAGAGCGGCCAGUCCGCAGAAGCCGGGAGCCAAGCUGGAGGACGGAUCGUCAGCCGCGAUCCCAGCGGAACCGGUCUGACUUACACCCACGGCGAUCAGCACUCGCUCAGGACUUUGCGGAUCCAGACCCAGGGCUCCAGCGAACCCUGACCCCUCCCAAGAAGGAGAUCAUAAUUUCGGAUUCCCCAGUGGAGGAAAACAAAACACUCUGGUCUUGCUUCCAAUGACGCAAGCGUGAUUGGUUGGUGUCUUCAUGGGCUCCAGAGGUCACAGCACACUGCCGCGGGACUCUCAUGGCCCCUCGGAUGAUUUCUGAGGGGACAUAGGAGGCAUUGCUCUCACCUCCUCUCUCUUCCUGGCAGAGGCAGUUGUGGCCUCCAACCGGCAUCUCCUCCAGGCUCGGGCAUCAACGUGCAUUGUUAAUGCUACCAUUGAGAUCCCCAAUUUCAACUGGCCCCAAUUUGAAUACGUUAAAGUGCCUCUGGCUGACAUGCCUCAUGCCCCCAUUGGAUUGUACUUUGACACCGUGGCUGACAAGAUCCACAGUGUGAGCAGGAAGCAUGGGGCCACCCUGGUGCACUGUGCGGCAGGGGUGAGCCUCGCCACCCUCUGCAUUGCUUACCUGAUGAAAUUCCACAGUGUGUGCCUGCUGGAGGCGUACAACUGGGUGAAAGCCCGGAGGCCUGUCAUCAGGCCCAACGUAGGCUUUUGGAGGCAGCUGAUAGACUACGAGCCGCUCUUCGGGAAGUCGACGGUUAAAAUGGUACAGACACCUUACGGCAUAGUCCCAGACGUUUACGAGAAAGAGUCCCGACACCUGAUGCCUUACUGGGGGAUUAAUGCCACCAAAGUCUGCAUCAGCAGCCCCUUGGGCAGGACCAGGCAUCUGCUACAUCACCGUUUGCUCCCCUCUUCACCUUUCUUUUCAAAUGGUUGACUUUCGGUUCUCCCUGAAGUGUUUUUUACACUGGGUGUUCGUUUAUUUUAAUGGGUGUGGAGGAGGGGGAAACAUAAGGGGAAUGCGUUCACUGCUAGUAACAUUUUUAAAACUAACAUUUUGGAAUAGUGUUUAUGAAAAUCUUUAACUGGCUUUUACUUUUUAAUAAUUUGAACAGUUUAAUGAACUGUUUGGUUAUGCUCCAUUUUGAAUCCCAUGCCUUCUGGCAUCACGACAGGUGCAGGAGGAGCUCAGUGCAAAAAUCACCUUGGGUCCUGGUUAACCCUCUAGAGACAAGCUCUGCCUAAGGCUGCUGACCACCCAAGUGCUUAGAGAAGAUGGAUACCAGCUUCCGUCUCUAUUGGAUUAGCCCUACUCUUUCCUUCCCCUUUAUUAUUUAGUAACUUUGUAAGUCAAAAAACAAAAAAAACAAAACAAAAUUAUUUAGCUGUUAAGUAAUUAUAAUGAAAUCUGCUGCAAAACACCCUCUUGGAAUCAAUGUGCUCCAGGACUAUAUCAACAUUAUUUUUAAUAAACCUAUCUGCUUAACAUAUUAGAAUUUUUACUGAGAAGGAUUUCCGGGUGUGUGUGUGUGUGUGUGUGUGUAUGGAAGAAAGAUGCUCGUCCGUAAUUAUGUUAAAAUAUGGCUCCUGUGACAAUGGUGAACAUCACAUAAAACAGACGUCCCUGCUGAAUCAUGUCAACAUUUCACGUCCUUGCAGAUGGGCAGGUAUUAGCAUUGUUUACAGUGCUGGGACAGUGGAAAACAGCAAAGAGAGUACACUCGAUAAAAGGCAGUGUUCAGUUCUCUUGGUAACUGGAGUGCACCAAAACGGAAUCCUCCGGCAAAGAAACUGGUUUUCCACAAAAGGUGUGCCUUUGCUGACUAUUAACACACACAAUGCCCUAAACCAAACGUUAAUGCAGGAGAUAAGCAAAUAACAAUAGCUUCCCCUGUUGAAACCUGGACAGAGUUUCAACUGCUCCUAGUAAGCCUGACAAUACAACUCACCAGGGACUCGGUGGUUUAAUUAGUUCUCCUUUAUUCCAUUUCCUGAGCAGCCACUGGGCGUUGCCAGGCUGCCCCUUCUUCGUGGACAGCGCAGCCGCUGGGCACAGCACCGCUUCUUUUUUUCUAGCUUCAUUUGGCAGGUAGGUUGUGGCUAGCUUAUCCGUGGAGUAAUUUUCUAGAUUUUUGGUCUGUUUUGUCACGAAUCCAUGAAUAUAAUGCCAGGGGCUGCAUAUUUAUAUAAAUUAUAUUUGUCAGAUUUUACCUGGUCUCUAGUAGGUGGUUUCCAUCCAAAUUCUACCUUUUCUUGUUUCAUACCAUUUGCCCACUUUUAUAAACAUGCAUCAUUACUGUCUAAAUA
Molecule: messenger RNA, 2388 nt
Organism: Phyllostomus discolor (pale spear-nosed bat)
Lineage: Eukaryota; Metazoa; Chordata; Mammalia; Chiroptera; Phyllostomidae
Gene: DUSP14
Product: dual specificity phosphatase 14
Biological process (GO): protein dephosphorylation
Cellular component (GO): cytoplasm
Molecular function (GO): MAP kinase tyrosine/serine/threonine phosphatase activity
Source: RefSeq, a predicted model, not a curated record